Messenger RNA from Lineus longissimus, 2829 nucleotides. RefSeq lists its product as uncharacterized. Lineage: Eukaryota; Metazoa; Nemertea; Pilidiophora; Heteronemertea; Lineidae. The coding region runs from base 166 to 1500 and encodes 444 amino acids. The record is from RefSeq and is a predicted model, not a curated record. The transcript is spliced from 9 exons.
ACCUUUAAACGAUGUUUACAAACGAUGGUUUACUUCCGGUUUUCGUGCAGUUAUGUCAAAAACGUCAUGAUUAUCAUAUUGCAAGCUUGUCAAAAGUUAUCAAAUAGUGUAAAACUUUAAUAAAGUGAAAGUGCUGAUAGGCUAAGCCUAACGUUUUUGUAAUCCAUGGAUGUUAUGGUGAAAAUACCAAGAGCAUUGGUCCUUCACUGCUUCUUCUUCUGGGCUUUUGUAGUAAGCAGAUUGGCUCAGGGUGUCCACUACUGCUCGCCAACUCCAGGGAAUGUCAUCACUAUCAGCGGUGAAUCCUCUGGAGAGAUCAAAACGCUGCUAAAUGGCGAGAGUAGCUAUGGGGAUAACAGAGAUUGCGUGUGGGUCAUCGAUGCUGGAGCAAACAAGAGGAUCUGGAUUGAGAUUGUAACAUCGAAGUUGCAGUGGGCACCUUCGGGAGCAAUAUGUGAGGGUUAUGACUAUAUGAGGAUUAGAAAUGGAUCUUCAUCAGCUGCCACUGAGAUCAUCUCGUGGUGUGGAACCCAUAAACCACAGAGUCUUCUCAGUACCGGGCGGUACCUGUUCCUGCAGUUCAAGACAAAUGCCCAGAAUGUGUAUAAAUAUGCUGGAGUUCAUUUGCGUUUUGGAACAUAUGAUCGUUUGUCGUGCCCACCAAUCUCCAGCCAAUGGUCCAAUGGAAAUACAUCACUGUGCAUCACAGUUUUCCAGGAGAAUAUCACAUGGAAAUCUGCCCAGCAACAUUGUGGAUGGAUGCAGUCGAAUCUCAUAAAAAUGUACUCUGCGGACAUGGCAGUAUUUGUUGCAGAUCAAAUCUCACAGAACACAAGUCAGUCAUCCUAUUGGAUAGGCCUCCACGAUAUUGCAAAAGAAAACGUAUUUCUGUGGAUUGAUGGGACUAAGCCGACAUUCGACAGGUUGAGCAGCAACACAGGGGUUGAUAGAGACGACUGUGUAUCUGUUAGUACAUUAACCAACGUUUGGUUGGAGAGCAAUUGUGAUGAGGAGAAACCAGCGUAUGCCUGUAGUAUGAUAGCUGGUGGUCCGUUUCCUAUUUACAAUAUUCCAAAGGUGGGGGAAUAUCCAGUGGAGCCCUUAGAAAAAGCAUCACCUUUGGUUAUUGGCCUCAUAUCCGCUGGUGUGGUGAUCUUCAUUCUGGUCAUUGUUGUGAUCGUCGCCGUUGUGCACUGCAAAGUUAUCAAGAAAGGCCGACGGCAAGGGGAUAAAAGAACGGAAGAAAUAAACGUGGAAAUGGACAAUGCAGCACAAUCAUUGAGAUUGGAAAAUGUCGAGACAGCGAAUGACAGUGUUAAUGCACAGUCCCCGGCUAUGCAAUCACCUGGGGCCGCUUCAAAUUCAAAUGCACAAGGCCCCACAGCGUCACCUCCCGCUUAUGUACCAAAUCCAAGGCCAUCCAAUCAGCACAUUGCACCACCUGGGUACGACGAGGCAAUGGGCCAUCCAGUAUUUGAAUAUUCUCCCAGUAAUAUAUAACAAAAAAUUCGCCUGGCCGUGUUUUGCAUUCCAACUUUGUGUGGUUCAAUCACAUUUCAUUUCAGGUCUUACUUAAAUUACAAGAUGGCAAUGGGAAUUUAUUGUAUUUGAAUCCUAUAUCAUGUUAAAGCCCCAAUCUAUUGAGUACUGAAGUUGACAGUUCCACUGUGUUGCCUAGUCAAUCUCUAAAUAAGGAGAAGCACCCAACGGCUGAAAAAGCCCCUGAAUGCGCCGCUAAAUAAUUGAGUUGUCCUGUGUGUCACCGUGAUGACAAAUUUCUUCAAUUCUACUUAAACUUGCAUGUGGUAAAUGAAUUUUUCAUGUUUUGUACAAUUUUUAAUGAGGAUAAUUUGCAUUUUUAUAAAUGUCUUUAAACACUAUAUUUUUGCACGUCUCAAUCUCAGUGAUCUUGUAAAUUUCAACACACAUAUGUGCCGAAUGGUUUGUUUUCUAUUAAGUGAAGUAGGUUGUACAGGUAUGUUAUAUGUAUUAUCUACAUUGAUUUUCCAAACUUGUAUUUGGGUAGGGUUUUUUAACUAGAAAAUGACAUCAUUUGAAAAAUAAUUUACAAUACUGGCUAGGCCUGAUGCGGCUUCUGUGAUCAGUACAGCAAUACUAAGACAGAAUUCUAUUUCUCCAUUGGCACUGGUAAUGACUUGUGUAUCCAAACUUCUUCCCAAAACUUAUGACAAGUCAGAUACAGAAAAACAAUUUGGUUGGUUUGUUUGACUUGCUCUGACCGGCCUCCCCAUGGUCUCCUACCAAAGACAAGUUGUGUCAAAUUAACGAUUUUAGGGUUUUUUUUACUUUUCCUCAGUUUCAUAGCUAUGAUGAAAAUAUCUCUGUCACAGCGCAGCUCACUGUAGGUUGCAUUUUUCUACAAGUGAGUGCUGAAAAAAGAAAAAGUUCAGACUUUUUGCCUUUGCUCAUAUUUUAUGAUAAAGUGCAUGAAAUUGUUCGCUAUAGAUAUGCUUUUAAUAGUUUUCUAACUUAUUUUGUAGAAUUAGUCAUAAUCGUGUAAAUUCUACGCCUUGACAGCGAUGGACUAGCCAAAGUUUGCAAAGCUGUUGAAACUUAGAAUUCAUCAAUGAGUGUCAUUGUGUUCACAUUCAAAUACCGGUUGUCAAAUUUAGUUUACAAGGUUUUUUAACUUUUAAAAAAUGCUUAGUCUGCACACUAAAGUAAUUGGCUACAAUAUAUGUCAGACAGUCAUUAAAUCUUUCCUAAAUCUAUACUUGGAAUAAUAUGUGUUAUUUCCUAGUCCUAAUGUUUUAGUUGUGAAAUGUGUCCAUUCUUCAAAUAAAGCUAAUUAUAUUUUUUUCUAAAAAA